AUGGGCAAAGCAAAGACGGCCAGGAAGGCUGGGUCAGCAGCCUCCAGCCCGUACGACCGCCCCUCCAAAUCGGCCUCGGCCCAGAAGAACAAUAUCUUCAAGUUCAACACCAAUGUUGGCCAGCAUAUUCUCAAAAACCCCGGUGUUGCCGACGCCAUCGUACAAAAAGCAGACCUCAAACCCACAGACGUCGUCCUCGAAGUCGGUCCCGGUAGCGGAAACAUUACCGUCAGGAUAUUACAACAGGCGCGCAAAGUCAUCGCCUGCGAGCUGGAUCCCAGGAUGGCGGCCGAAGUCACAAAGCGCGUGCAGGGCACGCCCAUGCAGAAGAAGCUCGAGGUGCUGCUAGGGGAUGCCAUCAAAACCGAAUUCCCACCCUUCGACGUCUGCAUCAGCAACACUCCCUACCAGAUCUCCUCGCCACUCGUCUUCAAGCUCCUCUCCAUGCCCAACCCGCCCCGCACGUCCAUACUCAUGUUCCAGCGCGAGUUCGCCCUCCGCCUCACCGCCCGCCCCGGGGACGCCCUCUACUGCCGCCUCAGCGUCAACGUCCAGUUCUACGCCACCGUCAGCCACGUCAUGAAGGUCGGCCGCUCCAACUUCAAGCCCCCGCCCCAGGUCGAGUCCAGCGUCGUGAGAAUAUGCCCCAAGACCGGCGCCGACAAGCCCAAGGUCAGCUUCGACGAGUUCGACGGCAUGCUGCGCAUCUGCUUCAACCGCAAGAACAAGAUCAUGAGGGCCGCCUGGCUCGGCAGCAAGGAGGUCCUGAGCAUGAUCGAGCGCAACUACCGCGUCUACUGCGCCAUGAACAACAUCCCCAUCGACGAUAGCGUCGUCGACGACGAGAACGGCGUGGACGAGGACGAGGACAUGGAGGUCGACGGCCAGGAUGCCAAGGGCAAUGGCGACGAGUGGGGGGGCUUUGAUAUGGAUGUCGAGGAGGGGGACGACGACACGCCGGCCUUCUUCAAGGAGCUCAAGGCUGCCAACGAGUCUAUGCCCAAGACGCCGAGCAAAAGGAAGAAGACGAGGCUAGCCCAGCUCAUCAGGAGCAAGAUCGAGAAGGUCCUCGAAGAGACCGAGCUGGUCGACAAGCGUGCGCGGCAGUGUGACGAGAACGACUUCUUGAGGUUGCUAUUUGCCCUCAACUCGGAGGGCAUUCACUUCGGAUGA
This is a messenger RNA of Thyridium curvatum, 1173 nucleotides long. RefSeq lists its product as uncharacterized. The coding region runs from base 1 to 1173 and encodes 390 amino acids. Lineage: Eukaryota; Fungi; Ascomycota; Sordariomycetes; Thyridiales; Thyridiaceae. The transcript is spliced from 4 exons. Gene Ontology annotation, biological process: rRNA methylation. Gene Ontology annotation, molecular function: rRNA (adenine-N6,N6-)-dimethyltransferase activity. Gene Ontology annotation, cellular component: mitochondrial matrix. The record is from RefSeq and is a predicted model, not a curated record.